AUGGCACCAACAGAAGAGUCCAUCUUGAGCAACUUCCUGCUCUCGCCAGCACCGCUGCCGACAAUGAUGUCGCUGCAGAAGUUCACAGAACUCUUUCCAAAGCGCCUUCGCAAUCACCCGCACAUCAGGACCCUGUACCGGGAGCUACAACAAGUUCGCGAACAGGAUAUGGACAGAGUCAAUGAAAACAUUGACAAUGAAAUCAAGCAAAGUGACAAGCAGAAAGCUGAGCUACGCAAAGCCUAUCUUGCCACUGGAGUCGAGGUCUCGAGUAACAAUGAGCAGCGCGAGGUCGACAUGGAUCUUCAUCUGUUUGGUCAGACGCAGUCUGCCGCACCGGAAGAUUAUCACUCGGUGGAUAGCUUGCUGGCUGCAAUGGAGACUGCUAGCACCAAUAUUGAGCAGGAAAUUGCUGCCAUUGACCGAGAGGCGGCGGGGAUCUUGGCUCAACUUACUACUACUGUUGGGGAUAUGAGUGAUCUCCGUUAUGGCAAAUUGCAGGGUCCAGCUGGGACUGCUGAUGAUAUGGCCAAUGAGGCUAUCAAGGGUCUGCAGAACUUGGAAGAUUCUUGCUAUAAGCAUAGCAUGUCUUGA
This is a messenger RNA of Penicillium antarcticum, 594 nucleotides long. Its product is annotated as Cnl2/NKP2 family protein. Gene Ontology annotation, cellular component: Mis6-Sim4 complex; kinetochore. The transcript has a single exon. Lineage: Eukaryota; Fungi; Ascomycota; Eurotiomycetes; Eurotiales; Aspergillaceae. Gene Ontology annotation, biological process: chromosome segregation. The record is from RefSeq and is a predicted model, not a curated record. The coding region runs from base 1 to 594 and encodes 197 amino acids.